Messenger RNA from Lepisosteus oculatus (spotted gar), 3226 nucleotides. NCBI's taxonomy places the organism in Eukaryota, Metazoa, Chordata, Actinopteri, Semionotiformes, Lepisosteidae. The record is from RefSeq and is a predicted model, not a curated record.
GUCGGACUUGUUCUUCAGAGUUAGCCAAUGUGGGGAAGAAGGGUGUUUGUGAUUAACUAAAUAAACCGAGGCAAUGUUAUCACUAGAAGAAGACUUACCAUUAGUUUGUGUUUAGCUUUAAGAAUAAAAAUAUGCCGUUUGUGACCUGCAAUGACUGACGAUCUUGUAACCUUUGGAUUAAAGAAUAUGUUAACUGUCUUAUAAUUUAGCUGCAGCUGAACGACGUAUUAUCAUAAUGAUAAGACACCAUUAAUGUAAUGUGUUGGUGAUAGUCAUUGAUUGAAGAAAAAUGUCUAAACGUUUUUGAUUGAAUUGUACUAUUAAACUUUUUUUUCUGGGUACUGAAAAAUACUACACCUUAGAAUAUCCAACAGAUACUGAAAGAGUACUGUAUAGAGAACGAAUACUGAAAGAGUAAAUCUUCGUUUACACUUGGUACCCAAUACUGUAGCGGGGUAUUUUAUUUGUAGUGUGAUGGUACUGGCAGUGCCUCGUUUUAAUUUUUCAUGUCGCUGAGCAUGUUACUUUUGUCAAAAAAACGAGAAGGUUUUUUGGGGGGGGCAUUAUCCUGUCUUGAACAGUAAGACAUGACCAUUAUCGCUUUUUUAAGACCGCUGUUGCUCCGGGGGCAUCGCCGCCUUGCAGAACUGCCCCCCCAGCACAACUAUUGUAUAAAAACCCCCCUCUCAGUUACGGUAGAAGGACAGGACACCAGUGCCCGGGAAUUUAGAAACAGAUUGGCGACCGGUCCUGGAUUUCCUGAUUUCCUGAAACGUGCCUCUGCUGAGAAGAAGGAUCCCCAGCUCCCGCAGGCAGAUGUGGAGGACACGCACAGUUAUUUUCCUGAAGCCUCUCUCAGUGGGGAUGGCAGGAAAGUUUACUUCGAGACCUACGGUUGUCAGAUGAAUGUCAGCGACACUGAGAUUGCCUGGUCCAUUCUGCAGCGAAGAGGGUAUCUACGCACCAAAGACCCGUCUCAGGCUGAUGUGAUCUUACUCGUCACAUGCUCUGUCAGGGAAAAAGCUGAACAGACCAUCUGGAACAAACUGAGGCAGCUCGCCACUCUCAAACAGAAGCGACCCAAAACACGAAGUCCUCUCAAACUUGGUGUUUUAGGGUGCAUGGCGGAGAGGCUGAAGACGGAGCUGCUGGAGCGCGAGAAGCUCGUGGAUGUCCUGGCGGGGCCUGAUGCCUACCGCGACCUGCCCCGCCUGCUGUCCGUGGCCCACGGCGGCCUGCGGGCCAGCAACGUCCUCCUGUCGCUGGAAGAGACCUACGCCGACGUCAUGCCUGUCCACCGCACCCCCCAGGGUCACAGCGCCUUUGUCUCCGUCAUGCGCGGCUGUGACAACAUGUGCAGCUACUGCAUCGUCCCUUUCACGCGGGGCCGGGAGAGGAGCCGGCCCAUCGCCUCCAUCCUGGAGGAGGUGCGGCUGCUCUUGGACCAGGGGGUGAGGGAGGUGACUCUGCUCGGCCAGAACGUGAACAGCUACAGGGACACGUCGGUGCAGCAGCUCAGCGGCGUCGAGCCCACGAGGCGGAGCCGCGGUUUCAGCGCGCUGUACCGGGACAGGCAGGGGGGCCUGCGCUUCGCCGACCUGCUGGACAGGGUCUCCCUGGUGGACCCCGAGAUGAGGGUCCGCUUCACCUCCCCGCACCCCAAGGACUUUCCUGACGAGGUCCUCCAGCUCAUCCAGGAGAGGGGCAACAUCUGCAAGCAGAUCCACCUGCCAGCCCAGAGUGGCAGCAGCAGAGUCCUGCAGGCCAUGCGGCGAGGCUACACCAGAGAGGCGUAUCUGGAGCUGGUGGCUCACAUACGUGGAAUAAUUCCAGAGGUGAGUCUGAGCAGCGACUUCAUUGCUGGAUUCUGCGGGGAGACUGAGGAAGAUCACCAGCAGACCGUGUCCCUCCUGCGAGACGUGCAGUACAAUAUGGGGUUCCUCUUUGCCUACAGCAUGAGACAGAAAACCCAUGCCUCCCGUCGGCUCCAGGACGACGUCCCAUUGGAGGUAAAACAGCGCCGCCUAGAGGAGCUUAUCACAGUAUUCAGGGAGGAGGCCUCAAAAGUGAAUGCUGGACUCAUCGGGAGCGCACAGCUCGUCCUGGUGGAAGGGGAGAGUAAGAGGUCUGCGACAGAGCUAUGUGGGCGGAAUGAGGGCAAUCUGAAGGUGAUUUUCCCUCGGCAGGAAGUUCCCACAAACCCCUCCUCCCCCUGCACUGCAGCCAUCAGUCCAGGAGACUAUGUGCUAGUCAAGGUACAGUACUGCGUGUUCAUUUCUAGCAGCAUGCAUGACCUGCUUCAGCCAUUCUGUAUACAAGACUAUUCAGGUAACCUUUAUCAUACAUGUAGAUAUGAUUGUAUGCAUUUUAAUCUAUUAUCCUAGUAAUAAUCAUAAUUAUUUGCAUCCCAAAGAAUUUCGAAUUACAUGAUGGAGGAGAUCCAUAUCACUGCCUCUAUAUGGGUGAUGCACAGCAGUUAUUCUGUACCAGCAGCCCCACCACAUGUCAGAUAAUCUGUGGAAUUGAAGAUUUGCUUCACUUGAAUUGUUGCAGAUUAAUUCAGGGGCAUCUUCGAGGAGACAAAGUAGAAUUUAGCCAAGACAUCUAGCUAACGCCACUCUUAUCUCCUACUCUUACGGACAGUGCACUGGAAACUUUAAUGAGAUAAUGGCAUUAAUAGUUGAUAAGGCAUUUGGUUUGGGGUCGCAGUGUCCCCUGUUACUGCACAAAAAUGCUGGUCCAGCUGAAGAGUGCCACCUACUGAUCCAGCAGCGCCGCUGACAGCAGCCGCCUGGUUUUCAUUAGAAGACUCGGUUUCUAUUCAUAAGCAGGUCCAGUCAUGCUGAAUAUCGGAAAACUGAUGAGGACAUCCUUUCAACUGUAGGAUUACCAAUUCUGAAUGUCAUCACUAAAAAUUCCUUUUCCAAGUACUUUCUGGUUUUACUUACAUUUUUAAACAUCCCUGAAUUGUGCCUCAAUUGUUUCCAUAAAUUCCCAUUAUAUGGUUUCACACAGUCUAAUUGACAUUAUUUUUUUCUUCAGAUUACAUCUGCGAGCUCCCAGAGCCUGAGAGGCAUUCCUCUGUGCCACUCCACUCUGAGCUCCACAGGGACUGCUGUGCAUUAGGUCUGUGGAAUACAGCUGUGUGCCGACCAGGAGCAGGGAGUCUCUCGCACAGCUGAGUGCCGACCAGGAGCAGGGAGUCUCUCGCACAGCUGUGUGCCGA